UUCGGGGACAAGUAUGACUCUGGAUUCAUUAAGAUCAAGGGUGUCAGAGAGGUGAGCUCAUGGGAAGGGUAUAUGAGCUGACUAUCUUAGGACAAUCUCGAGUACGACCCUGCACGAGAUGGACCACGAGAUGAGGCUCACCAAAACGACUGGGAUGCGCGAUCACGUACUUCCACAGACAUGCUGGGAACGUCCACUCGACCGACGACUCCAGGCACAGACGACAUGUUCAGGUCGUAUCCUGAAACGCCCUUCACCUAUAAAUCUCCGGAAAACAGCAUGCGAAUGGGCAAUAACCCUUCAACCGAUUACUUGCUAGCAAGGGGUGAGGGGUCAGAUAUUGCAAAUGCUGGAUUCGGAUUUGGCGGCUAUCCUGCACCUGGGUACAACCGAGGCGGUGGUGAUGGUGAGGCCUAUGGACGUCAACAACGAUUCAAUCAAGGUCUAGGCAUGGGAUUGCGAUCUCAAUCUCAAGAAUCCGUCACAGGCGUGCCAUUGCUGCAACAUGCUCCUCAGCCUGAUGGCGAACCGAGGCGUGCACGGUCAAGACAAGGGAGUACCAGCACUGUCGGAGCGCCUUACCCUCCCACGGCUUACACUCAACCUGUUCCGCACGGCUAUACUCCACCUGGAGCUCCACGACAACGCUCUGGGAGCGAUUUGAGCUAUAACGGUGGGGGAGGAUCGGCUGGAGCACCUCAUCAGCCUCAACCAUGGGAGAGCAAUUCCGACUUGUCAAGAAGUCGACAGCCUUCUAUCGGGUACGGACUACCCCCAGGAGCAACAAUGACGGGCUACAAUGAUUCAUUCGCGCCCUCUCACGUCCCACGACAAGGAUCAGCAUCGAGUCAAGGUCAAGGCCAAAAUCGACAAUCUCCACCAGUGCAAAUGGAUCGAUAUGGCUCGCCGGGUCCCAUCCUUCGACACGAGUCUCCUGUAUCGUAUAGCACGCCGCCGCCAGGAUCUCAAGACCCUAGAAGCCAACACCCUCAAGGAAUGAGACAGCCUAGUGCGUCGGGUCCCGGGGGAGGUAUGAGACCGGGUGGACCGCGUGGUCCGAGCGGAGGAGGGCCACCGAAUCAAGGGAGGUACGAGGACCCUUAUGGGAGGUAUCAGUGAGGAAGGGCGAACUGUGAGCGCAGGAGUAAGGGUCUUACGAGCUCCGCGAAUGGGGUAUCUCAAACAAGAGGACGAGCAUGAGGGAAGAGGUCGCUGGACGACACAUGAUGUUUACGCUGGCCCAAAAGGCGACGAACAAUCUUUGUAAAAUGACGCGCUCUCCGCAUACUAUAGCAUUCACGGGUCGACGAGGUCCUCCCUUGCUCGCCAGUCGAGCUAAGGAGGGCCUUAUGUCCUGAUCAUAAUCAACACUUGACCCUUCCGUAGAUCAUAUAACCCAUGGACAUUUGAUCUGUUUUACUAUAUACUUGGUGGCAGUGUGUGCCAAAUACCGGGAAACAGGCCUUUGCGGUUGCCGAGUGGAGCACACUUCCCAUACAGGUGUAUUCUUGACACCAUGACGGUCAAAGUCAUUCGCAUAGCUCU
This is a messenger RNA of Kockovaella imperatae, 1545 nucleotides long. RefSeq lists its product as hypothetical. Lineage: Eukaryota; Fungi; Basidiomycota; Tremellomycetes; Tremellales; Cuniculitremaceae. The coding region runs from base 181 to 1119 and encodes 312 amino acids. The record is from RefSeq and is a predicted model, not a curated record. The transcript has 2 exons.